CAUCCAACCUCACCCCAUCACUUCCCCACACCACUAUAGAACACACGCACCAUCCCGAGCACGGAGCACCUCGUCACUCUCCGGCUCCACUUUUUAGAUCCCCACCCGUUUCUUGUACUCCGUAUAGUGUCAGCUGGCCACUUGCUUCGGCUUCUUGGACGCAUUGGGACAUACUACUUAUUUGGAUAGGAGAACUUAGCUGUUGCAAUCUUGAGCGGAAGGAGGAGGAGGAGGAGGGGAAGAAACAAUGGCGCUCUCGACGACAGGAUUUCUGGGCGUGCUCCCUCAGGAACACCAUUUCGCUCCCGCGUUGGAGCUCCAGACUAGGUCUCUCAAGCCGAGGAAGAGGUCCUGCAUUUCUGCGUCGCUGUCGGCGGAGAGAGAAGCAGAGUACCACUCGCAGCGGCCGCCCACGCCGCUGCUGGACACCGUCAACUACCCCAUCCACAUGAAGAACCUGUCUCUCAAGGAGCUCCAGCAGCUGUCCGACGAGCUCCGGUCGGACGUGAUCUUCCACGUCUCCAAGACCGGCGGCCACCUCGGGUCCAGCCUGGGCGUCGUGGAGCUCACCGUGGCCCUGCACUACGUCUUCAACACGCCCCAGGACAAGAUUCUCUGGGACGUCGGCCACCAGUCGUAUCCGCACAAGAUCCUGACCGGGCGGCGCGACAAGAUGCCGACGAUGCGGCAGACCAACGGGCUCUCGGGCUUCGUCAAGCGCUCCGAGAGCGAGUACGACAGUUUCGGCACCGGCCACAGCUCUACCACCAUCUCCGCCGCACUCGGGAUGGCCGUGGGGAGGGACCUCAAGGGCGCCAAGAACAACGUGGUGGCGGUGAUCGGGGACGGGGCCAUGACGGCCGGGCAGGCGUACGAGGCCAUGAACAACGCUGGGUAUCUGGACUCCGACAUGAUCGUCAUACUCAACGACAACAAGCAGGUGUCGCUGCCCACGGCCACGCUCGACGGGCCGGCGCCGCCUGUGGGCGCGCUCAGCGGCGCCCUCAGCAAGCUGCAGUCCAGCAGGCCGCUCAGGGAGCUCAGGGAGGUGGCAAAGGGAGUGACGAAGCAAAUCGGCGGGUCGGUGCACGAGCUGGCGGCCAAGGUGGACGAAUACGCCCGUGGCAUGAUCAGCGGCUCCGGUUCUUCCCUCUUCGAGGAGCUGGGCCUCUACUACAUCGGCCCCGUCGACGGCCACAACAUCGACGACCUCAUCACCAUCCUCCGGGAGGUCAAAGGCACCAAGACCACCGGCCCGGUUCUCAUCCACGUCGUCACCGAGAAAGGCCGCGGCUACCCUUACGCCGAGCGAGCCUCCGACAAGUACCACGGCGUGGCCAAGUUCGACCCGGCCACGGGGAAGCAGUUCAAGUCCCCGGCCAAGACGCUGUCCUACACCAACUACUUCGCCGAGGCGCUGAUCGCGGAGGCGGAGCAGGACAGCAAGAUCGUGGCCAUCCACGCGGCCAUGGGGGGAGGAACCGGGCUCAACUACUUCCUCCGCCGCUUCCCGAACCGGUGCUUCGACGUGGGGAUCGCCGAGCAGCACGCCGUCACAUUCGCCGCGGGGCUCGCCUGCGAGGGCCUCAAGCCCUUCUGUGCCAUCUACUCGUCGUUCCUGCAGAGGGGGUAUGACCAGGUCGUGCACGACGUGGACCUCCAGAAGCUUCCCGUGAGGUUCGCCAUGGACAGGGCUGGGCUGGUGGGCGCCGACGGGCCGACACACUGCGGGGCGUUCGAUGUGACGUUCAUGGCGUGCUUGCCCAACAUGGUCGUCAUGGCCCCGUCCGACGAGGCUGAGCUUCUGAACAUGGUCGCCACCGCUGCUGCCAUCGACGACCGCCCCUCCUGCUUCCGCUAUCCCAGAGGCAACGGCAUUGGCGUCCCGUUGCCCCCCAACUACAAAGGCAUUCCCCUCGAGGUGGGGAAAGGCAGGAUCCUUAUGGAGGGUGAGAGGGUGGCGCUGCUGGGGUACGGGUCGGCGGUGCAGUACUGCGUGGCCGCGUCGUCCAUCGUUGAGGAGCACGGCCUCAGGGUGACCGUCGCCGACGCCAGGUUCUGCAAGCCGUUGGACCACGCCCUCAUCAGGAGCCUCGCCAAGUCCCACGAGGUGAUCAUCACCGUAGAGGAAGGCUCCAUUGGUGGAUUCGGCUCUCACGUGGCUCAGUUCAUGGCCCUGGACGGCCUUCUUGACGGCAAACUUAAGUGGCGGCCGGUGGUGCUUCCUGACAAGUACAUAGACCAUGGAUCACCGGCUGAUCAGUUGGUGGAGGCUGGGCUGACACCGUCGCACAUCGCCGCCACGGUGUUCAAUAUCCUGGGGCAGGCAAGGGAGGCCCUCGCCAUCAUGACGGUGCCGAAUGCCUAGAGCCAGCGUGCUGCCUGCUAUAGAGAUUCUUGUACAUUUUGGCAUUAGAUGAUUCAGAGAGAUUAGCCGGCGUCUUAAAAUUAAAGAUAAUGAUCCUGGUCAGGGGAGGGGGGAAUGACAGUUUUCGUUCUUUAUUUUUGAUGUUGGCUGCCUUGAGGUACGUGGUUGUUCACGGAUUGGAACACAGCUGUGGUCUUUGUAUCUAUGUAAUGAUGUAUGUUGAUAGAUUUUGGAGGACAAAGAUACUCUGUAUAUACAUGGAGAAUGAGUCGAUGUUGUUUGAAGUUGUGGUAUUACACAUCUUUUUUUUU
Brachypodium distachyon (stiff brome) is the source of this 2679-nucleotide messenger RNA. RefSeq names its product 1-deoxy-D-xylulose-5-phosphate synthase 1, chloroplastic. NCBI's taxonomy places the organism in Eukaryota, Viridiplantae, Streptophyta, Magnoliopsida, Poales, Poaceae. Bases 248 to 2368 code for a protein of 706 amino acids. The transcript is spliced from 7 exons. Gene Ontology annotation, biological process: chlorophyll biosynthetic process; terpenoid biosynthetic process. Gene Ontology annotation, molecular function: 1-deoxy-D-xylulose-5-phosphate synthase activity. Gene Ontology annotation, cellular component: chloroplast. The record is from RefSeq and is a predicted model, not a curated record.